AUACACUUUGAGUCAUAUGACAUUGUGACGUCUUUUUAAUUUUCUGGUUUUAAAAGUUGUUCGUGUCAAUCGAAAUAUUACAAUAAGGAAAAGAUUUAAAAUAUUAAUGUUUCAGUGAUAAAGGCGACAGAUAGUAAUCUGUUUCAUUUAUGUUAAUGAAAAAGGAAAGUUUAUUACUCAAGAAACACAAUGGAAAUUGAAUCUUAAAAGUCGUAAUUUGCUUCAACAAAACAUAGCAAUAUUUGCAUAGCAAUGUCCUUAAUAACUGGAAGUAUAAAAUCAAUUUUAACGAUCAAAAUAAAACAUCGCCAUGAUAGUUUUUCUGAUCAAAUUUCACGAAUAUUUGUUGCAAAAAUGUUCCUUGUUGCUAGUUUAGUAGUCGGAGUUGAUUGGUUUCAUGAUACUGUAUUUUGUGUUCUUCCUAAAAAUUCAAAAAUGUCAGAGAAUUUUGUUCACAGUGCAUGUUGGAUUCAAGGAUUUUAUAUAUAUCCGCAAAUGGAGAGUUUCGUCAACGAGUCUGCAUACCAUGGAAUUCCACAAUACGUUGAGCUCGAUGGGAUUUCAAACGAGGGAAAUUUUUUGUGUAAAACAGUAAAGAAGUUGUAUAAACGAAAUACCAAUUGUAAUCCUAUGGAAAGACAUUAUUUUGCUCAUUUUCAAUGGAUGCCUUUCUAUAUUGCUAGCUUAGCAGUACUUUUUUAUGUUCCAUAUUUUUUAUUUCGUAUAGUCAACUCAGAUCUGAUUAGUCUCCAACUUCACAUGAAGAUUUCAGAGAUUGAUUCUGAGGAGAUAGUGCAAAAUUAUUUUAAUCACCACGUUAAUUCAAAGUCAAAAAUGCGUUUAAGAAUUUUUUUUAAUGUGAUUAUAAAAUGCAUGUACGUCUUUGUUAACUUAUUUGCGUUCAAAGUUUUGAAUGUCCUUCUCAACGGGCAGUUUAUUAACUACGGUAUGAGUUGGGCCAAAUGGUUGAUUCAAAAUGCAUCUGUUCAGUAUGCUAAAGGAUUUGCCGCCACACCAGGAAACAAAAUGCUCCCCACCUUUGGUUUUUGUGAUAUUCAUGAGUUAUCGCUUGAUGGUCAUUAUGCUACAGAAAACAAAAAUAAAGUCAUUUGUGAAAUCUCUUCAAACAUUUUGUAUCAAUAUGCAAUGGUUCUUCUCUGGUUUGUUUUGGUUUUUGGGAUAUUUGUUUCCACCGUUGGUUUGCUGGAGAAUAUUUUUACUCAUGUCUUAACUGCAUAUUGGAAGUCCAAACCUCCGUGUGGAUCAAAUAAUAUUUAUCGUUAUUUAACAUUUCGAGAGUGUGAAUAUUUAGCAUAUAUUAGGAACAAGAAUUUUGCGGUAUUUGGAAAUGUUGUUAGAAUUAUUGCUGCUAAAAAUUGUCUUCUUAAGAGUGUCAUUCCACUACAUUUAAUUGCCCAAAAAGUAGCCAAUAACCGCGUUAUCACUAAAUCGGUUAAUGGUUUUAACAACUCGUCGUUAGAUGAUAUUGGGGAUUGCUCACCUGAGGAACUGAAUUUUUUUCGUAGUACCGAUCAUGAAAUGACCAAAAUGAAAUUUAAAGAUCGAAUGAAAGCCGAAACAAAAUAUGCGCUUUUAGAUGAUUUGCUUUCCGGUGGUUUAUAGAAUUAUCGCUAAUUAAGUUUGAAUUUUUACAGUAAAACUUUAGGUUAUAAUAAAAUUGUAGUUUAUUGAAAUUAAGAAUAUUGAAUUUUACUUUUA
Hydra vulgaris (swiftwater hydra) is the source of this 1719-nucleotide messenger RNA. Lineage: Eukaryota; Metazoa; Cnidaria; Hydrozoa; Anthoathecata; Hydridae. The record is from RefSeq and is a predicted model, not a curated record.